UUCAAAACAUCUAUACUAUACCUAUAUUAAGUCUCUCUUCUGCAUUUCUGGAAAAUGUCUUUGAUCAAUCCACAGUCUAAACCCAAAUACGACGGCAAUGAAGAGGAAUCUGUUGUGUCACCCUCUCCCAAUUCUCACGAUGUGACUACUAGAACUCUUCCUAGAGAACCCAAUGCGGCUGCUAAGUCAAACUCAGAAGAAGUAAAUAUGACUCAGGCAGAAAAGAGAUCAGAGGCAAUUAACGCAAUCUUGAAUGGAGGCGAAUAUGAAUACGAGCGUAUAUUGGGUGUCAGUAGCACCGAAGGAGAAAACGUAAAAGCACGGGUUUGGAAACAGAAGAUCUCACUCGUACACCCAGAUCUAAACAAUAAUUCAUACAAAGCAGGACAAGCAACAGCAUGGCUUAACCGUGCAUUCAGAGUCCUAGGUAAUUUGUCAGAAGAACGGUUUCAGGAAGGCCUAGACGAUAUUAGUGCCCAAUGGCAUAAUAGUGCUUUUGAUGAUGAUAAUGAUGAUGUUGAAGAAGAUCCGGGGGAUGAUGAUCCUGAGUGUGAUUCUAAAACAAGCACAGAUAGGGCAACCCCAGUUCAAAAGAAAGCCCCGAGUGAGAUAGAGCAAAUCUACGCCAAAGCUACAUCUGAUGUUCUAAGAUUGUUGCAAUUUAACGAUCUAAGCGCACUUGAGGGGGUCUCUGAAGCCGAGGAACAAAUUUCGAAAUACUACGAUACCCUUGGAUCUGGACAAGGUUCAAGGGAUUUCUCGCUUGUUCCAUCAAUUCUUCAGGUCACGGCUCAGGGUUACGCAGAAAUCAAAGCUUCUCUUGGUAAGAAAAAUACACCCGAGAUAUUCGAGCGAUACCAAAAGUACCAGGACACCCUCGAGUGCCACGCCAGACAGUUUGGUUGGCCAUCGACAUGGCGACUGCCACAGCUCGAAAGCCAAGAGCUGGAGUUGGAAGCUUUCUAUAAGCAAGCAACAAAGUAUAUUUACGUGCUCAAGGAGAACACACAUGAUGAGAACAGCAUCCGAGGCUUAGAAGUCCUGAAUGACCAGAUCGAAGAUUAUGCAGAGCAAAACGAUCUUAUGGAUUAUCCGACUAUUAAUUUUCCUAAGUUAUGCCAUUAUUAUGGGGAAUUGAAGCAGUAUUUCCAAAAGCUGAGUCCUUCAAACGACGCAAAAGCUAGGAUUGAAGCCCUGCGUAAAGCAGAAACAAUCAGAGAUGAACUGGAACGAUAUUGUGUUUCCAGAGGUUACCCUCGAGAUUGGAUACUGGAGAUUCCUGACAGUCUUACUAAGUCAUCUCCUCUGGAGAAUAAGCUGGCAGGUUUGUACAAGGUAAGGACAAGAGAGGGAUACCCUAUAAUCGGCUACCGGACCUGGGGUAGUGGCCGGAAGUCAUAUUUAUUUGCUGUACUUCCAAAUGACGACACUCCUAUCGGUGUAUUACUGCCUGGAAGAAUUAUCGGCAAAGACACUAGAGAGAGUUUUGAAAAGUUGGAACAAAAAGUUGAAUUUCAUCCAAGGGGCACAAAAGACUCUAACAAUGGACGGGACUACAAAGUGAAAGCAGCCUUUGUUCAUAUAAGGAAGAACGAUUCUGAGAGAGCCCCAGAGACAUGGGUGUUAUUGUUUUGCACCAAAACAGAGAACUUUUCUUUCAUGACUUUGAGUGCUUGGCACAGCUUCCGUUCAGGCGUUGACGCAUACUAUGAUGUUCUCAAGCUUUAUCAGGAAAACGAUUUAUCAGCACCAGACCACAUUACAAAGAGGCUCCCUAAUCAAUUAACCCUUCCUAUUACAAAGUCACCACAGCCUGUGCAGUCUUCUCAUGUGAAGCCAAACACAACAAGUCGAUUUUCUCUACCAACAGCUGCCGAAGCUGCACGGAAUAGAGACCCUGAAUCAGCUGAACUGGACAGAAUUAUGGAUGUGCUACGAAAUGGAAAUAAGGAGGAGCCAAAUACCAAGCUCACUCUUGAAGAGCGCACUAAGAGAAUCAAGGAAUUGGAAAUGGAGCUCCAAUCCCUUCGAGUGGGGCAGUGAGCUAGGGGCUGUAUGAUUCAACGGCGUAUAGCUUCCUCCGAAGCCCUAUAGUAUUAUCUUUUUGACUUACCCUUGUGUUUUUGUGUUUGAGAGAUAAGGUUUCAACGUUUUGUUAAUCAUAUUUGAUCAGAUCUAUUACUCGUAUAUUAAAACU
Messenger RNA from Aspergillus saccharolyticus JOP 1030-1, 2197 nucleotides. RefSeq lists its product as uncharacterized. The transcript is spliced from 2 exons. Lineage: Eukaryota; Fungi; Ascomycota; Eurotiomycetes; Eurotiales; Aspergillaceae. The record is from RefSeq and is a predicted model, not a curated record. Bases 55 to 2043 code for a protein of 662 amino acids.